AUGCCGCCGGGCAUAAUCAAACAAAUGAGGAACUUCACUAACUCAAACUGUAUCAUUCUCGCACCUGUGGAUGUGCGAGUCCCUCUUGAUUACAAGGUGGUCCAUCAAAUAGUCAGAGAGCUCACAGUUGGCAUCUAUUGUUUCAACCAAGUGCCAUGUAUAAGUCUUGAGCCCAACUUUGACCAGAGCACCUCGUGCCAACUGUCUCCAGCAUAUUAUGAUACGAAAGUAGGACAAAUUUUGGUUAAUGUUGACUACACCAUCAAGGCUCUUUGGCAUGGAGCCAAUAUUCCUAGAGAAAAUCGCAUUCGCUUCUCUGAACUCUGGAGAAGCAGCAUGGGUGUCGACUCAAAUGGAGUGCCCCAGACAAAGAAAGAUGUGUUUGCAGAGUUUCUCACUGCAGGUCUUCAGGACAUCUCAGAGGAGCCCUGUUACCAGGGCAUAUACAACAUGGAAGUCAAUGUGGAUCCUACCUACGACCCCAACAGUGCAGAGGAGGAGAGGCUUUUUUCCCAACACCAGGAGAGCAUCCUGCUUAAGCUGACAUCCUACCUGUCCUCUGUCCGACAGCACGGCAACCUGUUUGUGUUCGAGGGCGCCCACAGUCUGGCCAGUGUGGUGAGGCUGACUGAGGAAAGGCUGGAGCUGGCCACCUAUCAGAGGCUGCAGCAGAGGCUGGGUCUACAAGCAGGCCUGGUUAGGGGCUGCUUGGAGAGGAAGGCAGAGGUGUGCAGAGACCUGGCUUACCUGCGCCUCCUCACUUUCCUGGUGCCCUUCCUGGUAGGGCUAAAGAAGAGGAUGAAGAUCCCAGACCUGGCGCAGAUGCUUCCGGCUUACUCAGAUGAUAAACUGAAGACAGAGAGGGAAUUACCACCAUUGCUCCUUAGACCUGCGUUUGCCUGUAAACAUUUUCCGUACAAGUCUGAUGAGUAUUUUCACCUUCACGGUGGAAUUGAAGUUGACAUCGGAACCCCUCAGCUAGAGGAAGUCUCUGAGGAAACAAAGGAAACCUUUGCUGCACUGCAGAGUCUUGCAGUGGAUCACCUAAGAGAUCUGCUAAGUCAGGACACCACCUACAAAGAGCACUUCCCCGUACCAGUCCACAAGGUCAACGGCAAUAACUAUCAUGUGAUCUCCAUUGAGGUGGGCUCAUUCUACCCUCAGCCUAACGUGGUUCCAUGGUGGGAGGCCCUCAACACUACCAUCAAAACCCUGAGAGGGAAGAGAUUGCCUCUCUCUGACGUCCAGCUGCAUGAGCAGUUCAAGAAGACAUUUGGCUACAAAAAGGCCAUCAAUUGCAAGGCUUGUAUGAUCGUGUGUGUUCUUUCUCACUGGGUUCAGAGUGUGCCAUUUGGCCUGCGUGCUGCGGCAGAGCGUGGCCUAUCCGCUGUGUUUUACUCGCUGUGCCGUCGGAACUCUCCAUCUCACCUGGGAGUCCUGGACGAGCAGGGCUACUCCCUGCUGCACCACGCCGCCAAACACAACCACACUCACAUCAUCUGCCAGCUGGCCACCACCGGGGUCAACCUCAACCAGAAAAGCAGUGGCAGGUUCAGCCGCACAGUGAAAUCUGGAGGUGGCGGUGGGACCCCAAAAGAAGGAGCUGGUUCCACUCCCAUGCACCUGGCUGCUCAGUGUGGUUCCCUGGAGGCCAUCAGCUGUCUGCUGGCUCUGCAGGCCGACCACCGGCUAGUGGACCGCAGGGGCUGGAUGGCUGUGCACUUUGCUGCCUACUACGGCCAGGUGGCCUGCAUACAGGCCCUUUGCAGGAAAGACCCAGAGCUUGUGGAGAUGCAAACCACUGCCGAGUACCGCAGCUGCCCGUUGCUCCUGACGGCCACAUCUGGCUCCGUGGAGGCCCUGGACUACAUGCUGUCCGCGGGAGCCAACUGGAGGAGGAGGGACAGCAAGGGCAACGACGUCGUGCAGCUGGCCGCCCUCUACUUCCACCCCAAAGUCCUCAGGCACCUCAUCUCGCUGGGCCUGCCGGACCUGCCUGUCUGGAAGAUCCUCGUGGAGAUGCUGCACAGCGAGGACCACCGCAGGCUGGAGAUGGCCAUCCGCUGCCUGGAAGCUCUGUGUGUCACGGCCAAGUCCUUCUGGAGGGAUAUCAUGGAUGCAGGAGGGAUCCCGGCCCUGUUGGAGCUAAUGCGCAGCACGAAACCAGCGCUGCAACGUAUGGCUACCGCCGUGGUGUGUCACAUCUCGGAGAGGACACCCGUGUGUGAGGCCCUGGUGCGCUAUGGUGCCGUGCCGGUUCUGGUCAAUCUGCUGGGCAGCCAGCAGGCCGAGCUCCACUCCCGCUGUGCCCUCAUACUGGCAGACCUGGCAGGGCACAGUGACCAGUACCAGUCCCUCAUAGCCCAGCAGGGUGGAGUGGCCCCGUUGGUGAGGCUCCUGGGCUCGGACCUACAUGAUGUGCUGGUGAACACUGUGCGGUGUAUCAAGGCGCUGUGUGUCCGUAGCCCCGGCAAUCAGACGGCCGUGGCUUUGGCUGGGGGGAUUCCACAACUUGUGGAGCUCUUGACUGUCAGAUCAGAACUGUUGCAAGAGGAGGUGUGUGCGGCUCUGGCUGAGCUGGCUAAGGGACACCGGGAGAACCAGGACACCAUCUGUGGAGUGGGCGCCGUGGCCCCGUUGGUGCUCAUACUGCGGGGGAGGAAGAUAGCCGCGCAGGUGACUGCAGCCAGAGCCCUGGAGGCCAUCGCUGAUCACAACCCUGCCAUUCAGGCCCGCUUUCUGAAGAAGUCGGCCGCCAAGCACCUCCUACGACUCUUAAAGGUGUUCCAGGUGGAGGCGAGGGAGCAGGGGGCCGUCUCUCUAUGGGCCCUGGCAGGACACACUCUGAAGCAACAGAGACUCAUGGCAGAGCACAUCGGCUACCACUUCAUCCUCGAGCUUAUCCUCUCCUCCUCCGACAGGAUGCAAUAUGUCGGCUGCCAGGCAGUUAUAGCACUGAGCAGGGACAGUCGGAGCCACCAGGACGGGCUGUGUAAAGAAAAUGGGGUGCCCCCGCUGGUUCGUCUACUACGAGGGUCCCGGACCACAGAGAGUACCCUCCUCAGCGUUAUACGAUCCCUGGGCAUCCUGUGUAUUGGAGGGGCACACACCAAUAACCCAAACAGCCAGAGGGUCAUAGCUGAGGAGCAAGCCAUUCCAACUCUGUUAGAACUUGUGAAGCACCAAGAAUCACUGCAGGUCAAGGUCCAAGUGGCUCAAACACUGGCCUGUGUGCUUCUGGGAAACCAGGACCUACAAACAACCUUCUGGGAAAAAGAGGAGUUUACCUACGAAACAGUUCUAGAGUUGCUGCGAGUGCCAGAUCAGGACAUCUGCCUGGAGGCUGGUUAUGCCCUGUCUCUGUUUGCCUACAACAACACCACCCAGCAGGCAGCCAUCCUGCAGAAUGGUGGCAUUCCCAUAGCCAUGUACGAACCCUUCUUGAACUCCAGGAACGAGAUGGAGAGGGCCAAAGCUGCUUUUCAGAUAGUUGUGCUGGCCAAAGUGAUCACAGACACAGAUCAGGUGACUCUGUCUGCCAGAGGGGUGACUGUCCUUGUAGACCUUCUGCAGUCCACUAAUCCCAACACUGUGGUCCUGACAGCUCAGUUGCUAGCCAGUCUGGCUCACACCCGGGCAGGUAUUCCUGAUGCUAUUGUCACCAUGGGAGCUGUUGGUCACCUAUGUGCUCACCUGUAUUCUGAGGAGGAAGAGGUGCGAACGGCAUCUUCAAGUGCCCUCGGCUACCUCACCUUUAACCGUCACGCACAUCGCCUCUUGUUGGUGGAAUGUCGAAACACUCCAUCUAUGUACAACCUUUUGACCCAGCAUCUCAUCGAGGAUGCCAAGAUCUCACACAUUUUUACUGCGGAGUUCGAAAGGCAGAAAAUAGUGGGGCUGCCAUCACUAAGUUUGGAGAUAAAUGGUGGCCCACCUGUUCCUCAGCGCAACAAAAAAGGUUUAUCCAAAAAGACAAGCCGCACUCCUGGCCUGUCAGUGUCUGCAGGCCACUUUGGGAGGACCAGCUCGGCUCCAGUUCUCCAGCUUCAACCCCAGAGGAGCAGGACAGCCAACCCCAAGGUUAGGCUGCAGGGAGAGGGGCCAACCCAUAGCUCCCAGCCCACUCCAUACACCCUGGAGUCACUGAGGCUGGAUAAGGACAGCCAGUGGCCCCGGCAAAAGCAGUGACCCUGGAGGUCAGCAUAGGAUCUAGCCUGACUGGGCAAGCUUAAAGUUGUAUUGAAAUGAUGACUCAGGGAGCCAUUCUAUUUAUGUUAAAGAUGAAUAUAUUAGAUUUAUAUUAUUAAUGGGAAUGACUGACUUAAUGGUAUAAUAUAUUGGAAGUCGAUUGAAUAAAAAAAACGAAAUGAAA
This is a messenger RNA of Oncorhynchus keta (chum salmon), 4372 nucleotides long. It is a transcript of the gene ankar, whose product is annotated as ankyrin and armadillo repeat containing. Gene Ontology annotation, molecular function: protein binding. The record is from RefSeq and is a predicted model, not a curated record. The transcript is spliced from 23 exons. The coding region runs from base 1 to 4188 and encodes 1395 amino acids. Lineage: Eukaryota; Metazoa; Chordata; Actinopteri; Salmoniformes; Salmonidae.